Phascolarctos cinereus (koala) is the source of this 1524-nucleotide messenger RNA. NCBI's taxonomy places the organism in Eukaryota, Metazoa, Chordata, Mammalia, Diprotodontia, Phascolarctidae. The record is from RefSeq and is a predicted model, not a curated record.
AUGAACCUGGCAGCAGUGAAUGGGUUUGUGCCUGUUAUAGAGAUCAGCGUCAGCGAGCAGCAGAGUGCUGAGAAUUACCUGGUGACAAAUAAGACCAAGACAGCUGUCGUCAGCUUGGGCUGCAAAGAUGAAUUGAUGUCCAAACAGCAGGCAGAAAGCCUCCCUGAGCCAGCGCCUGGGACCUUCUUGGUGGUGCCCACUGAGGUGCCUGAGGUGCAAGCUGCGGGGUCUGUGGCCAAACUCCAAAUAGCCCAGCCAGUGGCUGUGAUGACCAAGCCGGGCAGGGCACCCUCCUCACCAGGAACACAGACCCAGCCAGAGAUUGAGCUCCUCUUGGACUUGCUGGAAAGCCCUCAGACCGUGAUAGGCCCCUGCUGUGACUGGUGCUCGGUGCGUAGGAGCCUGGUGCGCAAAUUCUCACAAGCCCACAGGGCCUUCUUGAUUCGUAAGGACUCCGUGGUCCCGAAGAAGAUCAGCUCUGCUCGACGGUCCUCCAGGAAGCUGGCCCUGGAACCAGCAGUCACAGGCUACAUCACCUGCCACAGCUACCUGGAGAGGCUCCUGGGUGUAGAAGUAUUCAGGAAAGCCAGCUCUGAAGAGGAGGUGAAGUGUGCAAGAGAAACUGAGCAGGAGGCACCUGAGGGCACCAGGAGAAGGCUGCACUCUCAGAACACAAACAAGAUUUCCAUCAGCAGCCCAAGGGCCCAGCCAGGGUCUGGAAGCCAAGCAGAUGAUGACAGUGAGAGCGAGAUGGACCAAAGUGAGGAGCCCAGGGUGCUGCCUGAGAAUGUCGGGGGAAAGAGGAUCUACAAGCAAGCUGUCAGUGAGCUGGAUGAGAACGGGGACCACAUAGAUGAUGAGGCACUCACUCCUCCUAGAACCAAGGCUCCCUCCCCUGUCUGCCCUCCCAGCAAGGAGAAGGAGCGACAGCAACUGGAGAACCUGAAAAAGAAGGAGGAGGCUGAGCUGAUGAGGAAGCAGAUGGUGGAGGAGGAUAAGCGCCGGCACCUGAAGCAGGUGAAGAUGAAGUGGGAGGCACGCCUUCUGAAGGUCCUGUUGGGCCGUCAGCAGGCAGAACAGCUGGAGGUAGAGAAGAAGACGUGCAUUGAACAGAAGCUGGCUCAGCUGGAGAAGAACAAGUAGCAGGUCUAUGAGGUUCUUCUCAGGAAGAGGGAUUCUUCCCCAGCUUGUUGAGAUCAUUCUCAAGGACAGCUCUAAAAUCAUGUCCCUGAUGCCAAAUGUCUGAAGGAGAAGAAGAUGGGGCAAGCAACUAAAUCAAAUUGUAUGUGGAAAUGAUGCCACAAAUACAGGAGGUGAGGAGUCCUGGAGUGUUUUCCCAAAAGGCUCAGUGGCUGGUCCCACACCAGUGACAACUAGAGAAAAGAAAGCAGAGCUAAAAUGAAUGUGGCUUACAAUAAAUACUCCUCCAAGCUGAACUGUUCUUCUCCCUUACUCAUGAUUGAAAAUGGGAUGUGUAUUGAAGAAAGGGCUAAGGAUCUUUCUCCCUCUCUGUCUCUCUCUGUC